AUGCGUUUUUCAAGGACCCUGACAGCCAGGCGUGGACAAAUCGUCCAUUUCGAAGACCUCACAGCCCCAUCUUCGAGUUUUAGAACAAGACCGUCUCAGAAGCCAAGGCACAUUGACACCAAGCGCAGUGAAAAACCGGCAAAACAUCCUUCCUUUGAUCCAAAGGCGACAACGUUUCCUGUGAAAUGGGAUGUGCCGGGUGGUGUACCAAUCCAUCUUUAUACCGACGACAUUGACUUUGGCACAAAGCAACAACUCAUCAACCUUUCCAGUAGUGGAAUUGCAGUUGGAUUUGUGGCUGCCAUGCCAGAUGUGCAUCUUGGCAAAGGAGCCACAAUUGGUUCAGUCUUUGCUUCUCGCGACUAUGUUUGCCCCAAUGCAGUUGGAGUAGAUAUUGGUUGUGGGAUGUGCGCUGUCCCUGUCCAAGGCUUGAGAAGAAAGGAUGUUUCGGAGAAGAACCUGGUGCACAUUCAGCGAGGCCUAAGAAGCUCCAUCCCAACUGGCUUCGAAUCCCAUGGCCGGAGCUCAGCUGCAAUGGAGGCCACCAUGAAGAAGUUAAUCUCAACACAUUUGCCCACGCGCUGGAUCAGGGACACUCUCAGCCAUCGGCAUACCAAGCAGCUCGGCACUCUUGGCGGUGGCAAUCAUUUCGUGGAACUUGUCUACGACGAAGAGGACCAUGUUUGGAUGAUGCUGCACAGUGGGUCUCGAAACAUUGGCAAUGUCACCGCCCAGCACUAUGAUGAGCUGGCUGCCAAACAGUGUGGCAAAGACCGAGAAUCCCUAGCAUAUCUGAGGAUUCAAUCAGAGCAGGGACAGCAAUAUUUGAAAGACAUGACGUUCUGUCAAGCAUAUGCUUGGGAGAACCGGCGCUUCAUGAUGGAUACAUUUGCUGAAGUUGUAAGAAAAGAGACUGGCCGUGAAGCUCUGUGGGAGAAAAUGGUGAAUAUUCAUCAUAAUUACUGCGAAUGUGAAGAUUGCAGGUACUUUGACACUCAGACCAAGAGGUGGAACGAGGAGAAGCUAUGGGUGACGCGAAAAGGGGCGACCUCAGCGAAAGCCGGACAAAUGGGCAUCAUCCCAGGAAGCAUGGGGACUGGGUCAUACAUCGUCCGUGGCAAGGGCAACUCCGAGUCUUGGCAGUCGUGCUCCCAUGGAGCUGGUCGAUCUAUGUCAAGGGCAGCAGCCUUCAAGAAUAUUGACUCAAGAACCUUUGCCCAACACAUGCGUUCGCAUGGCAUCGUUUGGGAUGAAGACUUCGCAGACAAAGUUCGCGAUGAGGCUCCCAUGGCCUACAAGGACUUGAACACUGUAAUGCAGAAUCAAGCGACUUUGGUGGAGGUGGUGCAUCACUUGCAGCCUUUGAUCAACAUGAAGGGCUGGUGA
Molecule: messenger RNA, 1386 nt
Organism: Durusdinium trenchii
Lineage: Eukaryota; Dinophyceae; Suessiales; Symbiodiniaceae
Source: the annotation of a GenBank genome assembly